Molecule: messenger RNA, 1439 nt
Organism: Callithrix jacchus (white-tufted-ear marmoset)
Lineage: Eukaryota; Metazoa; Chordata; Mammalia; Primates; Cebidae
Source: RefSeq, a predicted model, not a curated record
GCCCCGCCCUCAGGCCCAGCGGAACCCUGAAGAGGAGGGGGUGGGUGAGCCCGGGCGCGGCUCUGUCAGCUGAGUGACAGUCACGGGACCUCCACCAACUCUGUCUGGCUUCCUGGAGGAGAGGGAGGGAUGAGCAAAGCUCUCCGAGCACGACAGGAUAUGGAGAAAGAGCGGGAGACUCUGCAGGCCUGGAAGGAGCGCGUGGGGCAGGAGCUGGACCGUGUGGUGGCUUUCUGGAUGGAGCACUCCCACGACCAGGAGCACGGGGGCUUCUUCACGUGCCUUGGCCGGGAUGGGCAGGUGUAUGAUGACCUCAAGUAUGUGUGGCUACAGGGGAGGCAGGUAGGGUUCUGGAUGUAUUGCCGCCUGUACCGCACUUUUGAGCGCUCACAUGCGCAGCUCCUGGAUGCAGCAAAAGCAGGUGGUGAGUUCUUGCUGCGUUACGCCCGGGUGGCACCUCCUGGCAAGAAGUGUGCCUUUGUGCUGACUCGCGACGGCCGCCCGGUCAAGGUGCAGCGGACCAUCUUCAGCGAGUGUUUCUACACUAUGGCCAUGGACGAGCUGUGGAGGACCACAGGGGAAGCACGGUACCAGACGGAAGCGGUGGAGAUGAUGGAUCAGAUUGUCCACUGGGUACGGGAGGACGCGUCGGAACUGGGCCGGCCCCAGCUCCAGGGGGCCCCAGCCGUGGAGCCCAUGGCAGUGCCCAUGAUGCUGCUGAACCUGGUGGAGCAGCUCGGGGAGGCGGACAAGGAGCUGGCGGACAAAUAUGCAGAGCUGGGUGACUGGUGCGCCCGGAGGGUUCUGCAACACGUGCAGAGGGCUGGACAAGCUGUGCUGGAGAAUGUGUCAGAGGAUGGCAAGGAACUUUCUGGCUGCCUGGGGAGACAGCAGAACCCAGGCCACGCACUGGAAGCCGGUUGGUUUCUGCUCCGUCACUGCAUUCGGAAAGGCGACCCUGAACUUCGAGCUCACGUUGUUGACAAGUUCCUGUUGUUGCCCUUCCGUUCCGGAUGGGACCCUGACCACGGAGGCCUCUUUUACUUCCAGGAUGCUGAUGACUUCUGCCCCACCCAGCUGGAGUGGGCCAUGAAGCUCUGGUGGCCGCACAGUGAAGCCAUGAUUGCCUUCCUCAUGGGUUACAGCGACAGCGGGGACCCUGAGCUGCUGCGCCUCUUCUACCAAGUGGCUGAGUACACCUUCUGCCAGUUUCGCGAUCCCGAGUACGGGGAAUGGUUUGGCUACCUGAGCCGAGAGGGCAAGGUGGCCCUCACCAUCAAGGGAGGGCCUUUCAAAGGCUGCUUCCACGUGCCGCGGUGCCUAGCCAUGUGCGAGGAGAUGCUGGGCGCCCUGCUGAGCCGCCCGACUCCCGCCCCCGCCCUCGCCCCUGCCCCUGUCCCUGCCCGCCGAGGCGCGGAAUAAACGCUGAGUCUGUUCCA